GGUUCACAGCAGCUGAACAACUGAACACUACAAAUGUUACAACCACAGCUUCAACAACUUCAAGUGGACUGACAAUGGCAAAUACCACUAAGUUUGUGUCACGUCCCUCAAGCACUGAGCUCAACAAUAUUGGUACAGAAAUGACGGUGACGCCCACACAACAGCACCCAACACCUACAGUCAAUGUGAGCACAAGCAGUGCAUCCACACUAACAACGCAGGGAACAUCAGCUCAGACAACAACAGCAACCUCCACCAGUCACAGUUUGCAACCAGAAAACCUGAUACUAAUCCAGAAAAACAUGACAUGGAUUGAAGCUUUGAGUUACUGCAGGGAGCACUACUUUGACUUUGUCCACAUCACCAGCAAAGACAUUCAGGACAAGGUGGCUCAGAAGGCGAAGGGUGCCACAUCCUCCUAUGUGUGGCUUGGCCUACGCUACAGCUGCAACUUUAAAUUUUGGUUCUGGGCCGGGUCGACUUCUGGCUGUUACCAGAACUGGAUUCCUGGGCAGGGUCCUGAAAGGGUCUACGAGUGUGGUUUCAGCGGUGCCAUUGAGGCCACUGGGAGGCAGCAGUGGACUGGCUUACCUGAAACAGAAGAACUGAAUUUUAUCUGCAUUACAUGUGCUGGAUGA
Messenger RNA from Nematolebias whitei (Rio pearlfish), 638 nucleotides. RefSeq names its product macrophage mannose receptor 1. The record is from RefSeq and is a predicted model, not a curated record. Bases 75 to 638 code for a protein of 187 amino acids. Lineage: Eukaryota; Metazoa; Chordata; Actinopteri; Cyprinodontiformes; Rivulidae. The transcript is spliced from 2 exons.